AUGCUUGGCUGGCCAAAGAUCGGUGACAUAUAUCAAAUGUUGUGCCUCCAAAAUUCUGUCGUGCGCGCGGAUAAGGCGGAUGGCGGGGCGUUUUCGGUGGCCCUUUGCCUGCACACGCACACCGAGCCUCAGCCUCGGGUGGCAAAUAGCCAAAGCGAGGAAUAUUCCACGUCGCAGGAUCCGACGGCCUGGAUUGCAAAGGAACCUUUUCGAAGUUUGAAAGUUAUUUCCGCGAAGUAUUCUACGCGUCUGCUAAGAAACACCGCAAUAUUCUAUGCGACAAUUGAACUUUACGCGACUGCAUGUAAAAGACGCCAUCCGUCAACUUUCUGUCAACUUUCGUGGGAAAAUGGAAAAAACAAACAAGCACACGACAAAGUCAAGCUUGCCGGUUGUCUUCAAAAGGAGGACAGAAAGAACGAAGAAACAAAAAUGGGAGGAGAUGGUUCUCUUCACGUCCUCGUCUUCGUCUAUCCCGUCCAUGGCCGCAUCAUCCCCGCCAUGGUUCUCGCCUCGCGCCUCGUGGAUUCCGGCGCUAGGGUAAGCUUCCUCUACCCCGCCCACCACGAAUCGCGCCUCUGCGACGCAAGGUCCCGGCCACAUUCUCCAGAAAUCCGCUUCGUCGCGCUCCACGCCCGCGAUUUCGACUCGGCGCCCAACGAUUUCAGCCGGGAUUUCUUCCUCAUGCCCUCGCUCGCCCAGGAAUUCGAGCAGCUCGUCUCAUCGCUCCAGCCACCACCAUCGUGCCUGAUUAGCGACGAGGUGUGUGGAACACUCGCCAAAUCCGCACGAUUGCUGGGCAUCCCGCGCUAUAUCCUCGUCCCAGAAUCCGCGUCGGCAUUUGCCGCUACGCUACUCGCGCCAUCGCUCGCCAGGGAUUCCAAGCUCCCGCUCCAGGUCGCGAGGAACGAGACGGUGGAUAUUCCGUUUAUCGGGAUGACGGUCGUUGCGAGGGAAUAUCUUAGCCCGUACCUAGAUACCUUCCCGUGGCGUGCGGAUUACUUCCUCGAAGGCGCCAUUGAGGCACAGGCAUCGGACGGCAUCCUCGUCAACACGUACCGCGAGCUGGAGCCGUCAAUCUUAUCCGGCAUGGUGCGUGACACGUGCCUCAAUCCUCACCGUGCGCCCGUCUUUGCGGUUGGGCCGCUGAUCCCCGAGCCAUCCUCGACCGUCGGAUCCCACCACCAGGAAGAAGAGGCGGAGAUUAUGGAGUUCCUCGACGCGCAAGCUCCAUCCUCGGUGGUCUUCGUCUCGUUUGGAACGCUCAUCCAGCGAAACGAGAAGGACGCUCGCGAGAUCUUGAGUGGGCUCGAGCAAUCCGGCCAUCCUUUCAUCUGGAAAUUCAGUGGCGAUGGCGAUUACGUCCCCACUGGAGCGGGAAAAUCUGGAUUGAUCCUGCGAAACUGGGCGCCGCAGCUACGAAUCCUAUCACACCCAUCCACCGGAUUGUUCCUGACGCACUGCGGAUGGAAUUCGUGCCUCGAGAGCUCCAGCCUCGGCGUUCCAAUCCUCGGCUUCCCGGCCUUUAUGGAUCAGCCCAUCAACUGCAAGCUCCUAGUGGAGCUUCGCAAGGCCGGGGUCAAACUGGCCACUCUCGAGAGCUUCCAGAUCGCCGAAGCGAUCAAGGAGGUGAUGGAGUCGGAGGAGAUCCGGAGAAACGCACAGAAGCUCAAGCUCGCUGCCGAUCGAGCGCCCAAGAGCUUAGAUUUCUUCGUGGACAAGUUAAGAGAAAACUCUGCUUUACAUUACUUGUGA
Messenger RNA from Selaginella moellendorffii, 1755 nucleotides. RefSeq names its product UDP-glycosyltransferase 13. The transcript is spliced from 2 exons. The record is from RefSeq and is a predicted model, not a curated record. Gene Ontology annotation, molecular function: UDP-glycosyltransferase activity. The coding region runs from base 1 to 1755 and encodes 584 amino acids. NCBI's taxonomy places the organism in Eukaryota, Viridiplantae, Streptophyta, Lycopodiopsida, Selaginellales, Selaginellaceae.